Messenger RNA from Alosa alosa (allis shad), 1962 nucleotides. Its product is annotated as homocysteine-responsive endoplasmic reticulum-resident ubiquitin-like domain member 2 protein. Gene Ontology annotation, biological process: endoplasmic reticulum unfolded protein response. Lineage: Eukaryota; Metazoa; Chordata; Actinopteri; Clupeiformes; Clupeidae. Gene Ontology annotation, molecular function: protein binding. The transcript is spliced from 9 exons. The record is from RefSeq and is a predicted model, not a curated record. The coding region runs from base 149 to 1282 and encodes 377 amino acids.
UGUCGUCAUUUCCGGACAUUAAAGCGCUCUCGCUUUACAACUCCGGCGACCCAUGCUAGUCUUAUGGGUUUCAGCAAAUAAAAAGCGAAGGUUUCAGAGAAAUUGCCGCACGUGUCUCCCCAGAAUUUAAAAUAGCUUCCCCUGACCCAUGCUGCGAGCCAUGGAUAUGGACAUCCCCGUUACUCUGGUCAUCAAGGCCCCCAAUCAGAAGUAUGAUGACCAGACCAUAUAUUGCUUCUUGAACUGGACGGUGGAGAAGCUGAAAACUCACAUCUCACACGUUUAUCCCAGUAAACCGAGCUCCAAGGACCAGAGGUUAGUGUACUCAGGGAAGCUGCUCUCGGACGACCUGCAACUCAAGGAUGUGCUGAGAAAGCAGGAUGAGUACCACAUGCUCCACCUGGUGUGCGCCUCCCGAACUCCCCCAGGCUCCCCUCAGCCGCGCAGAAGACACACUAAGAGCAAGUCCCACUCAAGCUCCAGCUCAGACCCUCGGCCAGCUAGCACAGAGAGUACCAGUACUGCAGCUGGCCUGUUACAUGUUCCAGGGCCGCACACAGGCGGGCAGAACCAGCAAGGUCACUUAAUCAACACUACAGCACAUCCUGCCUUUGCACAAGGUCAUUGGCUCCAGUUCCCCCAGGCAGCCAGUCCUCCCUACGGAACGACCGCUCCCAUCAGCCCCAUGAGCCUCCUGUGGUGGCAGCAGGCCUACGCCUGGCAGCUCUACAUGCACCAGCAAGCCUCAUUGGCUGCAUUUUAUCAGACCGCAACGCCCAUUUCCCCCACAGGCCAAUCGGAACAGCCCAGAGAGGAGCAGCAGGCUGCUCCUGCUGACCCCAUUGGUGGGGAGGGGCAGGAUGGGGAGGAUCAGAACCGUGAUUGGCUGGAUUGGGUGUACACAGGAGCCCGGGCGAUCGUCCUGCUCAGCAUCAUCUACUUCUACUCCUCCUUCAACCGAUUCGUCAUGGUCAUUGGAGGCAUGCUGCUGCUCUACCUUCAUCAAGCCGGCUGGCUACCUUUCAACCUAGAGCACGAGCUACAGAACCUGGCAGACGGGGGCAACCAGGACGAACUGGACGGGGAUCUAAAUGACCUCCAGGAUAUGGAGCGCGUAAUAGACGAUGGCUUUGGAGACGAGGAUGGGGACAGUGCAGAGGAAGGUAGCGAGGGACCCCCGGGAGAAGACGACCAAAAUGGCUUCUUCUCCUCCGCCUGGUCCUUCAUCACCACCUUCUUCACCUCCCUAAUCCCUGAGGGCGUUCCCAACGCAGCAAACUGAAUCAUGGGAGUUGUAGGUCAAUACGUGAUUGCACUUUGGGGCCCCUAUCCACUGUGACAAGAAGCAACUUAUGCCUUUGUUUGCUCUUGUGGGUUCCUCAUUGAGUUUAUGAGAGGACACGUGUUAAUAGGAGCUUCAAAACAAAAGACUAUGGCGUACAUCAUUUAUGGGGCCCAUUUCAAAUUGUAGAUCCUAUGCACAUUCCCUCAAACUGUGAAUAAAAACAUUUGAGCAGGUCCAUGUAAGCAGGAAGAGAGUGCGUGAGUGAGAAAAAAGAAAGACAAUGUGUCUUAUUUCAAUCAGCAGUCAUAAAUUGACAGAAGAGCGAUGUGAGUCCCUCUGUGUGGUAACUGAUUUCAGAGCAGACACUUUGUGUAAAGUAGUUGGAGAGAAACAGAUCGUCUUUGUAAGUGGUUUUGUACAUCAUGGCAGUUGCCCUCCAAUCUAAGCAACUGUGAGAACUGUGAGUGGGCCUUUAAGGCUGCAUUGUUACAUUGUAAUUUUUAAUGUUUAAAAAUGUUAUGAUCUAUUUUCGUUAAAAAAGAAGUUUGGAACUAAAGAGUCUUUAGGUACCCCCCCUAAUCUGUGUGGUCAGUGUGUGAUCGUCUCGCUCAUAAAUCAAUGCUUGUUUGAUAUUUGAAGUGUUAUAAAGGGUGGUCCAGAAAACCAAGUGAAAAUCA